Molecule: messenger RNA, 2469 nt
Organism: Pecten maximus
Lineage: Eukaryota; Metazoa; Mollusca; Bivalvia; Pectinida; Pectinidae
Product: oxydoreductase ptaK-like
Biological process (GO): iron ion transport
Cellular component (GO): plasma membrane
Molecular function (GO): copper ion binding; oxidoreductase activity
Source: RefSeq, a predicted model, not a curated record
AUGGGGGAGGCCGGUAUUGUCUUCAUUGGAUAUAUUCUGGCAAUAUCGCUGACAGUCACAUCCUUCCAGAACAUUGGUAGUAUCUGGGAUGAAGUCCAAACAAGGAAAAACCCGUGUCGUGACACAACAUGCGGGAAAGGGCAGAAUGUCUGCGAAUGCUUCCUGACAGUUUCCCAUCGUCUUACCAUGAUGAUAGAAGAAGAGCGGUCUCUAGUUGUUCCUAGAGGAGGCCAGCUUUAUGAGUAUAACAAACCGAAUGAGCCUAUCAUAAAAGCAGACCAAAUACCGUACAUCUUGACGGCAGAUGCCAACAAUUCUCGACUCGUAAUUAGCGUAAAUCGGCUUUUCCCAGGACCACAGAUCACGGCGUAUGAGGACCAGACCUUGAUCAUCCACGUCCGAAACCUGAUGGACACAGAUAGUACUACGGUUCACUGGCAUGGAAUGCACCAACAGGGAUCAACUUAUGCGGAUGGCGUUGCCAUGGUAUCCCAAUGUCCACUAGGACACGGCCAGGAGUUUACUUACAAGUUUAAGGCCAAGCCGCAUGGCACCAGUUUUUACCACGCCCACAUCGGUGAUCAGAGAACAAUGGGUUUGUAUGGAGCUAUUGUUGUAUAUCCAAAACUGGAGCUUCCGUCAGAAACAAGAGACGAACAUGUUGUGAUGCUGCAGGACUGGAACCACGGAGACGACACACCCACAAUAUUUCAACGCAUAUUGUACGGUGUAUAUGACCAGAAGAAGAACAUACCGUACAAUACAACAUCUUCGGUCGACGGUGGCAUGUACAGUAGAUACAGAUACCAUUCGGGAUUGGUGAAUGGGAAAGGUCGUUACUACAAGAGUUCUACUGAACAUAACGAGGCUCCGCUGACUGAAUUUGAUGUGGCUCCAAAUAGGAACUACACCUUCAGGGUGAUCAGUGCAGCCACUCUUUAUCCAUUCCGUGUGUACGUGGAAGGCCACCCGAAAAUAACAGUUGUUGCCUCGGACGGAUUCGCAUUGAAACCCAUGAUUGUGGAAUCGUUCAUCAUCAAUCCAGGAGAAAGAUAUGAUUUCGUACUGUUCACAGACAAGUUGGAGAAACCAAAAGGUAACUAUUUACUUGUUGCACAGACACUGGAAGUCGAAAGUGAAAUCACUAAAAGAGGCGAGUACCACGUUGCGGAAGCCAUCAUUCAUUACAUAGGAAGUACCCGGAACUUAAACCCAGGUAAGGCCAGUAAAAAUCCGUGUACCUCGACAGACAAAUGCGUGAUAUUUAACUGUCCCUAUCUUUUUCCUGAAAGAAAAAAUGAAAUUUGUUUGACAUAUAAUGACGCAAGAACAGAUGAUUUCAAUUCUCGGCCGCAAGAUGUCAGCACCAUCGAUGAGGAGUACUUUUUUAAUUUUGCUUUUCCGGGGCCUGUUGGCUAUAUGGAAGGAUGGGUGAAUGGCCGUCAAUGGGUACCUCCUGUGGCUCCUAUCUACUCACAGCCCGAAGACGUCAACACUGUCUGUGAUCUGAAUUGUGAGGACACAACAUGCAGAUGUACAUACACACAGGAAAUAGAGAAUGGAAAGGUAUACCAAUUUACACUGACCAACCUCGGAAAUGGGAAAGGGUGGUCACAUCCGGUGCAUUUACACGGACAUUCAUUUUACAUCAUGAAGAUGGGGUUCGGACAGUACAAUGCCAGUGGCUUUUUGAUUGAUUCAACCCCGGAUAUAUCAUGUUCGCGCGGAUCAAAGGGAUAUUGUAACAGUCCUAUAUGGGCUAACGCCAGCUGGAAUGGAGGAAAUGUACCGGGACUUGUCCUUGAUAACACUGCACAGAAAGACACCAUCAUCGUUCCCACGCACGGAUACGUCGUGAUCAGAUUCAAGGCAGACAACCCAGGGGCCUGGUUCUUUCAUUGCCAUAUCGACCUCCACAACACUAACGGAAUGGGGUUGGUGAUUAUUGAAUCUCCCGUGAAUUAUCCGAAGGUUCCGAAUGAUUUCCCGGUUUGGGGAGAUUUUAAAGAGCAAAAUGAUGAUGAUGACAACAACAAAGAUGAGUCGGGACCCGGAUUUGGAGCCGGAAUAGGCGCAGGCAUAGGAAUUUCCGUAGGUGUCGCUCUUCUGAUUGGCCUAGGCAUAUGUAUCGUAAUGAGAAACAAACAAUCGCAAGAGGAGGUCUGAAUACUUGUAGACUCAGGGACAAUAUACAUGUAAUGUGCAACAAGAAGUCAACAAAAACUACAAUAGCAUAAUACAAUGUAUUAUUUUGUACAGAAUAGUGAAACACAUAAAUUUAGACAAAGUUUGUUGUAUACACUGGAUAAAAGUUUGUUCAAUACAGGAUGGUAAAUUCAAUCAUACAAUAGUACUUAUGAUAUUAACAUGUUUGUUUUUAAAACAAAUCAUUUCAAUAUCUUAACAAUAUAUAUAUAUAGGUCAAAGAAGUAAUAUGAACAGUAUAAUCCAGAUAACACUGGAUCCUCA